AACGAAUUGAGAGAGUAUGGCUCUUUUCCGCUACUCACUCUUCUCUUGUUUUGCCUUUUCUCUUCUUGCUUUUAGUCUUGUCCAGUCUCCACAAGUCCAUGGAAAGGAGACUGAAAGUCGACAUGUGGUUAGUGUUAGCUCUUUGCUUCCGGGCUCAGUUUGCUCGUCACCGAGAGAUUCAAACCCGUCCAAGUUGAAAGUGGUCCACCGGCACAGCCCAUGCUCGCCGCUGACCUCCGGCCAGAAGCCAGACUACGCCGAACUCCUCAACCAGGACCAAGCUCGAGUCAACUGGCUCCACCGCCAGAUCUCCACCGCCUCCAACCAAAACAGCACUCGUACCUCGCUUGCUGCAAACAUCCCCGCCAGAUCCGGCGGCUCGAUCGGUACUGGCAAUUACGUCGUCAACGUCAGUUUGGGCACCCCUAAGAAGGUGUUCACGGUGAUCUUCGACACCGGCAGUGACCUUACAUGGAUCCAGUGCCUCCCGUGCCGUACUAAUAAUAGCUGCUACCCCCAACAGCAGCGACUCUUCGAUCCAUCUCAGUCCUCCACCUAUUCCAACAUCUCCUGCACCUCCACCAAGUGCUCGCAGCUCGACCUUCACAAAUGCUCGGCUAGUAGGUGCCGCUACGAAGUCCUUUACAGCGAUCAAUCCCAGUCGGAGGGCUUCUUCGGCAGCGACACGCUCACACUGACGCCCUCCGACGUGCUGCCAAAUUUCUUAUUCGGCUGCGGCGAUCAGAGCAGUGGGCUCUUCGGUAAGGCCGCCGGUCUGCUCGGUCUAGGCCGUCAAUCAGUAUCACUAGUGUCACAGUCAAAAUCAAAGUAUGGCGAUGUCUUCUCUUACUGCCUUCCAUCCACCUCGAGCUCACCAGGCUACCUCAAACUAGGCGGUGGUGCACCGUCGAACGUUCAUUUCACACCGAUGCGAAAAUUCCACAGCCAGCCGUCAUUCUACUUCCUUGAUCUCGUGGCAAUCAAAGUCGGCGGUGAGCAGCUUCCAAUAGCUCAGACGGUGUUUUCUAAUGACAGGACGCUACUCGACUCCGGCACGGUGAUUACCAGAUUGCCGCCAUCGGCCUACACCGCCCUUCGGUCGAGGUUCCAAAAGCAGAUGGCCAAGAAGAAGUACAAGAGGGCGCCGCCUCUCUCGAUACUGGACACCUGCUAUGAUUUCACCGGCUACAACAUCGUGUCGGUGCCGACGGUGGCGCUGCUGUUCGGCAGCAGGGUUACACUUAAUGUCGACUUCACCGGCAUACUGUACGUGUCCAGCGUGUCACAGGCAUGCCUGGCGUUCGCUGGCAAUGACAAUGCGAGCGACCCUGGCAUCAUCGGCAACGUGCAGCAGAAGCGGUUUGAUGUGGUUUAUGACAUUGCAAAUAGUAGAAUUGGGUUUGGCGCCAAUGGUUGUGGUUAAUUGGUCGAACACAAUGGUUGGAAGCAUGAUAGAUAAACUAAUUGAUCAAGCAAUUGGGAGAGAAGAAACGAAAGAGUUCAUGAAAGAAGAAAAAUGAAACUAAAAGAGAACCAACAUAAUGUAUGACGAAAUAGCUAUUCCCUCUAUUUUAACGAUUCAAGAAACAAAUAACAUGGGUAUAGUCGUGCUAA
Elaeis guineensis (African oil palm) is the source of this 1614-nucleotide messenger RNA. RefSeq names its product aspartyl protease family protein At5g10770. The record is from RefSeq and is a predicted model, not a curated record. NCBI's taxonomy places the organism in Eukaryota, Viridiplantae, Streptophyta, Magnoliopsida, Arecales, Arecaceae. Gene Ontology annotation, biological process: proteolysis. Gene Ontology annotation, molecular function: aspartic-type endopeptidase activity.